Penaeus monodon (black tiger shrimp) is the source of this 2743-nucleotide messenger RNA. RefSeq names its product ubiquitin conjugation factor E4 B-like. Gene Ontology annotation, biological process: protein polyubiquitination. Lineage: Eukaryota; Metazoa; Arthropoda; Malacostraca; Decapoda; Penaeidae. The record is from RefSeq and is a predicted model, not a curated record. Gene Ontology annotation, molecular function: ubiquitin-ubiquitin ligase activity. Gene Ontology annotation, cellular component: cytoplasm; ubiquitin ligase complex; nucleus.
UUUUCUGUAUUUGAAAUGUCAACAGAAGCUGAACAACCAUCAAAGUUCCAAGAGAUAACAUUUCACAGCCAGUGUUGGUUCUUGACCCUUCAUGCACACCACCUUGGAGUGUUACCUGUCAUGCGGAAGUACACACGCCGCAUCCGAGCCAUUCGGGAUCUUCAGAAAAUGGUUGAAGAAAUUGAAAGCACAGAAUCUCAGUGGGCCAACCUUCCUGUGGCAUCAAGGCAGAGAGAGCUUCUUAAGAAAUGGAAGACCCAGUUAAAGAAACUGAAUAAGUCAAGGAUCUGUGCUGAUGCCGGGCUGCUGGACGAGAAAUUGUUGGAACGAUGCAUGCAUUUCUACUCUGAUGUUGCCAAGAUAGUCUUACGGGCACUCACUGGAGGACCAACUAGUCUGGCUCCCCUGGGAAGCUCUCUUGUAGAAACAGCCAACUUCUCCCCUGUCACCAUCAAACCAGAACUCUUUGCUGCCAUGCCUGAGUGGUACUUGGAUGACAUGGCAGAGUUUUUGCUUUUUACGUUACAGUACAUGCCCAAGGUGCCCAUCAAACACUUAGAAGACCCAAUCAUCACCAUGACCAUUGUUCUUUUGUGUACUCCCACCCAUAUUAAGAACCCAUACUUAACAGCCAAACUUGUUGAGAUGGUGUUCAUGUUGACCCCUUCAGUCCAGCAACAUGUCGAUAGCUUACAUCAGCGCAUCCUUCACCAUCCACUAGCAGUACACCUACCUGUAUCUUUGAUGAAAUUUUACACAAUGGUGGAGACAACAGGAGCAAGCAGUGAGUUCUAUGACAAAUUCACCAUCCGUUAUCACAUUAGUGUAAUUUUCAAGAGCCUUUGGGAAGACAGAGGACACAGGCAAGCUGUAAUAACAGAGUCCAAUUCUGGUAAAGAGUUUGUGAAAUUUGUGAACCUCCUGAUGAAUGAUACAACAUUCCUUUUGGAUGAAUCAUUAGAUGCUCUGAAGCGCAUCCAUGAAGUCCAGGAGGAAAUGGAGAGAGGCACUUGGUCACAGCAGACUAGGGAGCAGCAGCAGACAAGACAGAGGUUGCUGGCCACAGACGAAAGACAGUGCAGAUCAUACUUGACAUUAGCAAGAGAAACAGUUGAUAUGAUGCACUACUUGACAAAAGAGGUGCCAGCCCCAUUCUUAAGGCCAGAGCUCUGUGACAGACUGGCUGCAAUGCUCAACUUCAACCUUGCUCAGCUCUGUGGACAGAAGUGUGGGAAUCUAAAGGUGCGGCAAGCAGACAAAUAUGGAUGGGAGCCAAGAAAACUGCUAGAGCAGAUAGUGGAUAUUUACUUGCAUUUAGACUCGACUAAGUUUGCUCAAUCUAUUGCUAAUGAUGAGAGAUCUUUCAAGAGAGAGCUGUUUGAAACGGCAGCAUCCAAGUUGGAGCGAGCAGUGAUUAAAUGUCAGUCAGAAAUUGCUCAAUUCCGGAGCAUAGGAAACAAAGCCUUCAAUGUCCAGCAGGCCAAUCAGAAAAAGGAGGAGGAUUACAGUGAUGCUCCUGAUCAUUUCAUGGAUCCACUGAUGCAGACACUGAUGGAAGAUCCAGUUGAACUUCCCUCGGGAGUAGUCAUGGAUAGACCAACAAUUGUGCGUCAUCUGCUGAAUGAUCCGACAGAUCCAUUCACACGCCAACCUCUUUCAGAAGAGCAGCUGAAGCCAGCGGAAGCUUUGAAGAAGGAAAUCAGUGAAUGGAUUGCCUCCAAAAGUAUCCCAAAGAGCACAUCUUGAGGGCAGGACUGCAGUAGCUGGAAUGGUUCUACAUUUAGUGCUGUAUUAGACCCUUUGCCACAAGUAGAUACAUACAGACAAAACUGUACAGAUAAGAUUAUUAUGUGCAAACAUAAAUAUGGAAAUUGUCAAAAAGAAAUUUGGUAAGUGGUAAAAUAAGUUAAUCAGAAAAAGUCUAGACAGACAUUUACAACCACAUUCAGACUCUUACCCACACACACUGGCUUGCCUUCCAUUUGCUUAGAAGAAAACAUUUUUUUAUAUAGGUUCAGAGUGGAAGGAGAGAGAAGUGGAGAUGGCAUUUUAUAUCUUCAACAUUUUGGUGCACCUCAUACACAUAUGCUAAGUUAUUUGUUAAGUAUGAUUGUUUGGAACUAAGAGUGUGUUAACAUUACUUUGGUGGAAAAAAACACAAAAGAAGGUUGAACUAUAUGUCAGUAAUAAACAUUUUGUUGGCUUACAAAUUUUGGCUUGAAACAUGAGGUGUGCUGUGCAUUGAUUAGUAAGUCAAAAUUGCAUGUGAUUAUAAAGGACUUGAGUUUACAUUUUAUAUUACCAGCACAGUAAUGUGAGGCUCUACUUCAUUAGCUUAGAGAUCACAGAUUUCUCAAGGAGGUGCAUAAAGAUAUUUUUUAUAUUCAAAGCUAAGACAGAGGCAGCAGAUUUCUUUCAAAUGUUUGAAGGUGAGCAAACUUAUAUUGAUGAGCAUCUCUGUCCCUCAGUCAUUUUGAAUUAAAUCUAGCAAAAUUUAUAUCCAUAAGUCAUAUUUAUUGCAGAAAUUCUAUUCUUAAACUCAUAACAAAGAUAGAACAUAUUGGUAUAAAGUUUAUCAGAACUAUUUCAUAUUUAUAGAUUUCAUUUGUCUUUUAAUACACAAUUUAUGAACACUGCCAGAAUAUGUGUACUGGUAUUCUAUUGUGAUAAGUUAAACCUUCCAGGACAUAUGGCUACUAUUGCGAUAUAAGGCAGUUUCCUCCAAAGAUCUUGGAUGAUUUUG